Kogia breviceps (pygmy sperm whale) is the source of this 1354-nucleotide messenger RNA. It is a transcript of the gene RIIAD1, whose product is annotated as regulatory subunit of type II PKA R-subunit domain containing 1. Lineage: Eukaryota; Metazoa; Chordata; Mammalia; Artiodactyla; Physeteridae. The record is from RefSeq and is a predicted model, not a curated record.
CGCGACAAGAUGGCGACCCUGCCGGGCGGGAUUCAAGGACUGUACCCCGAGGCUCUGAGCCCCGAGCAGCUGGAGAAGUUGCGCGGCUUCAAGAUUCAGACUCGGAUUACUAAUGAAAAGUACCUAAGGACCCACAAAGAAGUGGAGUUGCUCAUAAGUGGUUUCUUCAGAGAAAUGUUUUUGAAAAGACCAGACAACAUUCAAGAAUUUGCUGCAGACUAUUUCACGGAUCCAAGACUUCCCAACAAGAUUCACAUGCAGCUAAUUAAGGAGAAGAAAGCGGCUUAAUUAGCAAAAUCAUGAUGCUCAGCUGUUGAGAGGGAACAGAAAGAAUCCAGCCUCGGGGGUCAUCUGGAAGUGAGAGAGCCCUGUUGCCAUCAGUGUGGGUUUCCGGGCUGUGUCUGCUGUUGCAAAGGCUUUUAAAGAUGCUCAUUAAAAACAGACCUCCUUGUUCUCUCUGCUUUAUUUCACUUAGAAGGAAGAAGACAUCCUUCAUGGGAGGCUGCUCUGCCCCUACUUUGACCAGGUAGGUAGCAGGCCUGUUUCUCCGUUCGUGGCAGAGGCCUCUGAGCUAGGUCAGUGGGUGUUUCCACAUGUGCCUCAACCCCAUGCACUCCCUGCCCCUCCAGGCCACUCACUCCCAGAGCCAAGACCAGACAAAAGAGCAGGGGUGGGGAAUCCUGAGAGGAACACAGCUGGUCGUAGUUGUACUCAAGCAGAGUCCACGCUUCCAAGGUGGCUUUUGUUUUUUAUCUUACCUCCGGGGUUGCUGUACAAAGUGUACAGGUGAUGAUUAACUUUUAUUUCCAUAGAAGCAAUAGUCAGAGGAAUUGGGUUGGGUGGACGGCAAGAGCGAAUGAGAUUAGACACAGAAAACCCAUUCAGGGCCAUGAAUAUUGUGAAAUAAGAGCCCCAUGGGUGACUCAGAGGUGGUGGACUUUGUUCUUGAGGAUUUUUAGGAACAAGCUGCCCAUCCAUUUGAUUUUCAGCUUAGAGGCAGGAGAGUGGGCCAGUUGGCCUGGUGAAGUCUUUUCCAGGCCUAGGAGGCAUGGAAGUCUUGCAUGUGUGUGUGUCCUACCUCUCUGGCCUCCACAACUCACUGGCUCCACUGUAGGGAGGACCUCUCACCUGUGUGUCACUUGUCAACUUCACUAUGGCAACAGAAGCAACAAAUAAUACAGACCAAGUGGGGGCUGUAUUAUUUUUAUUUCCCUUUUGUCUCUGCUGUCUUGUUCCCAGCUACCAUCAUCUGCAGUAGUAGAAAGGGCAACAAAAUGGGGCAUUUAGAGAACUAUUAAAGCUACGCAUAGUAAGCUAUGGGGUAGGAACCUGAGGAGUUAUUUUAAGUGCUUUC